Molecule: messenger RNA, 1324 nt
Organism: Coregonus clupeaformis (lake whitefish)
Lineage: Eukaryota; Metazoa; Chordata; Actinopteri; Salmoniformes; Salmonidae
Product: sodium/hydrogen exchanger 9B2-like
Exons: 10
Coding region: 66-1271 (401 amino acids)
Biological process (GO): proton transmembrane transport
Cellular component (GO): membrane
Molecular function (GO): antiporter activity
Source: RefSeq, a predicted model, not a curated record
GUGGAGGCAAACUGGUCGGACUGAUCCAACUCCCCACACUCCCCCCCUUCCCUCCUUUACUUGGUAUGUUGCUGGCUGGUCUGGUGCUGCGUAACGUCCCGUAUGUAACGGAGGCGGUCCACAUUGAGCAGGCCUGGUCAGCAGCUCUGAGGAACAUCGCUCUGGCCAUCAUACUGACCCGUGCUGGACUGGGCCUCGACCCUUCGGCUCUCCGCAGGCUCAAGGCGGUGUGUGUGCGUCUGGCAGUAGGACCGUGUACAGUGGAGGCCUCGACAGUCGCUGUGAUGUCUCACUUCCUGAUGGGCCUGCCCUGGGUCUGGGGAUUCAUACUGGGGUUUGUUCUGAGUGCUGUUUCUCCAGCGGUGGUGGUUCCCUCCAUGUUGCUGCUCCAGAAGGACGGCUACGGCGUGGAGAAGGGAAUCCCCACUCUGUUGAUGGCUGCUGGGAGUUUUGAUGACAUCCUGGCCAUCACAGGGUUCACCACCUGUCUGGGUGUGGCCUUUGCCUCGGGUUCUAGUUGGUAUAACCUGGGGAGGGGGGUGCUGGAGGUGGGAGGAGGAACAAUCAUCGGAAUCAUCCUCGGAUUGUUCCUCCGUUUUUUCCCCAGCAGUGACCAAGAGGAUGUGGUAUUGAGGAGAAGUGCGAUGUUGCUGGGUCUGUCUGUGUUUGCCGUGUUCGGGAGUCGAGUGGCUGGUUUCCCGGGGGCUGGAGGUCUCUGUACUCUGGUCAUGGCCUUCCUAGCUGCCCUGGGCUGGGGGACAGAGAAGGCCCCAGUAGCAGCAGUGGUAGGGAGGUUCUGGGAUAUCUUCCAGCCGCUGCUGUUUGGACUGAUAGGAGCGGAAAUAACAGUGUCUACACUGGACCCCAACACAGUUGGUCUGGGUCUGGUCUGUAUCAGUGUAGGCCUGGUGGUUCGUGUUCUCUUAACUCUAUCUGUGGUUAUGUUAGCUAGUUUCACUCUGAGAGAGAAGCUCUUUAUCGCUUUGGCCUGGAUCCCCAAAGCAACCGUACAGGCAGCGAUAGGUUCUACAGCUCUGGACAUGGCCCGUGUGUCGGGGGAUGAGGUUCUGGUGAGGUACGGUCUGGAUGUUCUCACUGUGGCUGUUCUGGCCAUCCUCACCACAGCACCUAUAGGAGCUCUGGGGAUCGGCCUGGCAGGGCCCAGACUACUGACAAGACACCCGGAGGACACAGACAGGACAGAGGGUGACUUGGAGGCAGAGACGGAGACGCCACAGAAAGACGCUGUCACCUUCGAGAGCAAAUUAUAACGAGAUGAGAGUAUAGGAGAGGAGAUGGGAGGGACGGAGAAGGGACGGGAAGA